AUGUGGCGUCGACAUCAGGUGCUAGUUUCCGGAGCUUGGGAAUCAGCACCAUGGGUGAUAGUGCAGAGGUCCAUCCUCACCUUCUUCCAAACAUUUGUGUCUUUGAAACAACCGAUCGCAAUAAGGAGGGAGGUUGAAGUAAUCGAGCGGGUCCAAGGAAAGGUUGCCGAGGAAGAUCGUUUCUUCAAGACUUUGUUGGACUUCGGCAAUCUGUUCAAGGUGAGCUUGAUCAGCGAGCCCGAGCACGCCAGAAGGCAAAAGGAGAAAGAAGAAGAGGAGAAGAGGAACAUGGCGGGAGGUAGAGCAAUGACAGACGCGAUAAGGAGGUGGUUGGAGUCUCGAGCACCUCAACAGAAGAAAAAAGAUGGGCCCUCAAAGCUGAGGACGAAGGUGAUGGCUGUCGAUCGUCCGCAGGAAAAAAUGGUGGCCGAGGUCUAG
Molecule: messenger RNA, 438 nt
Organism: Prunus armeniaca (apricot)
Lineage: Eukaryota; Viridiplantae; Streptophyta; Magnoliopsida; Rosales; Rosaceae
Source: the annotation of a GenBank genome assembly